CUACACGUAAUAGUUCACCAGCUUUUCCUCCCACAAUCCAUUGAGCUCCACCAUCCAGUCAUGGCCGAUACUAAAGACAAGGGACUGCAGGAUUAUCGGAAAAAAUUACUUGAACAUAAGGAGAUUGAUGGCCGUUUAAAAGAGUUGAGGGAGCAACUAAAGGAACAGACAAAGCAGUAUGACAAAUCUGAAAAUGACCUGAAGGCCCUCCAAAGUGUUGGUCAGAUUGUUGGUGAGGUACUUAAACAGCUGACAGAAGAGAAAUUCAUUGUAAAGGCAACCAAUGGUCCUCGCUAUGUUGUUGGCUGUCGGAGACAAUUGGAUAAAUCACAACUCAAACCUGGCACCAGAGUGGCAUUGGACAUGACAACACUCACUAUUAUGAGAUAUUUGCCCAGAGAGGUGGACCCUCUUGUAUACAACAUGUCCCAUGAAGACCCCGGAAGUGUCUCAUACUCUGAAAUCGGGGGCUUGUCUGAACAGAUUCGUGAGCUGAGAGAGGUGAUUGAGUUGCCCUUGACAAAUCCGGAACUAUUCCUGAGGGUGGGGAUCAUUCCCCCAAAGGGCUGCCUGCUCUAUGGACCUCCAGGCACUGGGAAAACUCUCCUUGCCAGAGCUGUGGCCAGUCAACUGGACUGCAAUUUUCUCAAGGUGGUGUCUAGCUCCAUAGUGGACAAGUACAUCGGUGAGAGUGCCAGGCUGAUUAGAGAGAUGUUCAACUAUGCCAGGGACCAUCAGCCUUGCAUCAUCUUCAUGGACGAGAUUGAUGCCAUCGGUGGUCGUCGCUUCUCUGAGGGAACAUCUGCGGACAGGGAGAUCCAGAGGACGCUGAUGGAGCUGCUGAACCAAAUGGAUGGCUUUGACACCCUACACAGAGUAAAGAUGAUUAUGGCCACCAACCGGCCUGACACACUGGACCCUGCGCUGCUGCGUCCCGGAAGAUUGGACCGCAAAAUCCACAUCGAGCUCCCCAAUGAGCAGGCCCGUCUGGACAUCAUGAAGAUUCACUCAGGUCCUAUCACCAAGCAUGGAGAAAUAGAUUAUGAAGCAAUUGUAAAGCUCUCUGAUGGCUUCAAUGGUGCUGAUUUGAGGAACGUUUGCACUGAAGCAGGGAUGUUUGCCAUCCGUGCUGAUAAUGAAUUUGUCACUCAAGAGGACUUCAUGAAAGCAGUGCGCAAGGUGGCAGAUUCAAAGAAGCUGGAAUCCAAGCUUGACUAUAAGCCCUUAUAACACCUAUAAAUGUGCUUGCGUGUAAAUGUAGUUGGGAGAGUUAAGGGAGGAUUUGCUGUUGCUCGGUUGUAUUCUAUGAUUAUAUAAAGAGACCACCAUCAGUAAAAACGUUGUAUUUUUUUGUAUGAUUCAGAAAGCUUUGUUUUGGGAGAAUCAGAUCCUGCAUCUGUUAUUUUAUAGGACUAUUUCUAUACAGUGUUGCCCAUAAGUGACCUCAGCAAUUGAAAACGGGAAUGCAUUCUGAUGUUUUACUUACGGUAAAUGUUCAGUUGGUUGAAUUUGAUCACAAAUACUCAUGCCUAUAAAGGAGCAAUAUAUGUACAAGCAUAUAAAUGGAGAUAUGUCACAUUAAAGUCUUUGAUGUACAAUACAAAUAGUU
Osmerus eperlanus (European smelt) is the source of this 1609-nucleotide messenger RNA. RefSeq names its product 26S proteasome regulatory subunit 10B. Gene Ontology annotation, molecular function: ATP hydrolysis activity; proteasome-activating activity; ATP binding. The record is from RefSeq and is a predicted model, not a curated record. Lineage: Eukaryota; Metazoa; Chordata; Actinopteri; Osmeriformes; Osmeridae. Gene Ontology annotation, cellular component: proteasome regulatory particle, base subcomplex; cytosolic proteasome complex. The transcript is spliced from 14 exons. Gene Ontology annotation, biological process: positive regulation of RNA polymerase II transcription preinitiation complex assembly. Bases 61 to 1230 code for a protein of 389 amino acids.